AACAAAUCCAUCUCGUUCUCUCUCCCAACAAAGAGUUUGUGACUUCGAUAACUCUUCCUAGUCUCGUUGGUCUCUCUGUGGGUUAGGCUCCGUUUGACAAACCCACUCAGGUUUCGUUGCCUCCUGUAGAACAAAUUCUUCACUUUGACUCGCUUUGACACAGCUACAGAGGUUGUAGGUAACGUCUGGGGAUCUGAGUUGUAUCUUACUGUGACCAAGUUUCACUUGCUGUUAGAGAUACGUUUCGGACGAUGCUUGUGAAGAGAAAAGCUGGUCAUGGUCAUGGUCAUACUACUAGUGCUAAGAGAGUUGUGAAUUCCCAAAUUGGUAAGCGUCAGAAAAGCCAAGCCUCGUCAAGCAAGAGUGUUUCUCCUCCUGAUAUACUGACAGGAUUAGUUGACAUAGCUGUGGAAGCUGACAGACAGGAUUUGUUGUUAAACAAAGCCCAAAUGUGCAUUGGUCGGUUCUUUUAUGAACACUGUGUCGACCUUUCAGCUGUGGAUUCCCCAUGUUUCAAAGAAAUGAUGAUGGCUGUUGGUGGUGGUGAGAUGGAGCCAAAGAUCCCUGAUUCUCGUGAUUUAAACGGCUGGAUGCUUCAAGAAGCUUUGAAAGAAGCGAAAGAUUAUGUGAAGAGGAGUAAAGAUUCCUGGGAGAUCACUGGGUGCAGCAUCUUGUUGGAUGCUUGGAUUGACCAGAAAGGCCGCGAUCUGGUUUCUUUUGUUGCUGACUGUCCAGCGGGUCCAAUCUAUCUGAAGUCCUUUGAUGUUUCGGAUAUUAAAGACAAUGUCACUGCCUUGCUAUCGCUAGUCAAUGGGCUCUUGGAGGAUGUUGGAGUGCGUAACGUCACUCAAAUUAUUGCAUGUUCGACCUCUGGUUGGGUUGGUGAAUUAGGCAAGCUUUAUGAAGAUCACGACAGGGAAGUUUUCUGGUCUGCGAGUCUGUCCCAUUGUAUCGAACUUAUGCUGGUGAAUAUUGUGAAAACGCAUUCCUUUGGAAGCAUACUUGACAAGGUCAAUAGCAUUUGGGAGUUCAUCAACAACAACAAAUUUUGCAGAGAUCACAGUCAUGGAAUAGUCACAACUGUUUCCUCCUCCUCCUCUGAGUUUGAGUUUGUUAAGCCGUAUCUAACUCUAGAGAAUAUCUUCAAGGCGAAGGAAAUCUUGGCAGCAAUGUUUGCUUCAUUUGAUUGGAAGAAAGAAGAAGGGGGCACAGCUAUAUUCAAUUUGAUGAAUGAUUCCUCUUUUUGGGAAAAUGUUGAAAGAGUUUGGAAAUGUACAUCUUCUCUGAUUCAUGGUCUUCUGCUCUUAUUUUCAUCUGCUGACAGUCUGCAUGUUGGAUAUAUCUAUGACACUAUUGAUGGUAUAAAGGAGAAUAUCGCGAGGGAAUUCAAUCACGAGGAAAAAUGUUAUCGGCCGUUAUGGUAUGUGAUAGAGGAAGUCUGGAACUAUCGACUUCACAAUCCUCUUCAUGCUACUGGUUACUUUCUGAAUCCGGCUUCUUUCUACUCAACUGAGUUACGUAUUGAUCCAGAAGAUUCCAUCGGUCUUACCCACUCUGUGGUUCAAGUGGCAAAAGAAGGUCACAGUAAAAUUGUCACACAGCUUCAUAAGUACAGACUCCGCAAAGAUUGCUUUAACGAGGCCAGUCGAGCUGAUGAGAUCUUUGGAAAAACUCCAACUGAGUGGUGGGCUCAAACGGCGAGCCAGUAUCCAGAACUUCAGAGUUUUGCAAUCAAAAUUCUGAGCCAGACAUGUGAAGGUGCUUCAAGGUACAAACUGAAGAGAGGCUUAGCAGAGAAGCUGUUGCUCACUGAAGGAAUGAGCCAUUGUGAACGAAAACAUCUGGAAGACUUGGCGUUUGUUCAUUACAAUCUUCAUCUACAAAGCUGCAAAGCCAAACUUAAGUGAAAAGCAGUAAAGAUAUUGUCAUGCACAUAUUUAUAUGGAAUGACCCGUUCAGCUUUUGUCUCUGCGCAGAUUCAGUUUGUAAUUUUUAUAUAUUUAUCAAGGCUCAUCUUUAGAACCAUUACUGGUAAA
This is a messenger RNA of Camelina sativa (false flax), 2036 nucleotides long. RefSeq lists its product as uncharacterized. NCBI's taxonomy places the organism in Eukaryota, Viridiplantae, Streptophyta, Magnoliopsida, Brassicales, Brassicaceae. Gene Ontology annotation, molecular function: protein dimerization activity. The record is from RefSeq and is a predicted model, not a curated record.